Helianthus annuus (common sunflower) is the source of this 882-nucleotide messenger RNA. Its product is annotated as ankyrin repeat-containing protein NPR4. Lineage: Eukaryota; Viridiplantae; Streptophyta; Magnoliopsida; Asterales; Asteraceae. The record is from RefSeq and is a predicted model, not a curated record. The transcript has 3 exons. Bases 1 to 882 code for a protein of 293 amino acids.
AUGACAAAGGAGAAGCUAUUCCUAAAAGCGAGAUUGCAAAGGGAUAUACAACAGAGUGGAGCUACCCUUCGCGGGUACUUUUUGUUGCUACUAAAAUGGGCAACACGCAUUUUCUUGAUAUAUGAGAUUGGUGCAAUGAAAGAUUUAAUAACUCCUAUUAAAGACAUAAAAGGCAAUAACAUGUUGCAUAUGGUUGCAAAAAAGGCUAAGCAAAAUCAAAUUCAAAACGUGUCUGGGGCUGCUUUAGAAAUGCAACGAGAGUUAUCAUGGUUCAAGGAGGUAGAGCAAUUGAUCCCACCUAGUUAUAGACAAAGGAAGAAUAUAGCUGGUGAAACACCACGAGACUUGUUCGCCAAGGAACAUGCAUACUUAAUAUCCAAAGGCAAGGACUGGAUGAAUAACUAUAUGCUGGUUGCAACCCUCAUAGCCACCAUUGUAUUUGCAGCUGCGUUCACACUUCCUGGUGGAUACAAACAGGACACAGGUAUUCCAUUUUUCCGCAAAGAACCGUCCCUCAUUAUUUUUGUGAUCUCAAAUGCGGUUUCUUUAAUAUCCUCGUCAACCUCAGUCCUCAUUUUCUUAUCCAUCCUCACAUCUCGUUAUGCGGAGCGUGAUUCCAUGCAAUUGUUACCUAGCAGACUAAUGUUUGGUAUUGCUACACUCUUCCUCUCUAUUGUAACUAUGAUGAUUGCAUUUAGUGCGAGUUUCUUUUUACUUUACAAAGGGAAGCUGGAAUGGGUGCCCAUCACUAUCACCUGUUUGGCGGGCGUGCCGGUUAUUCUAUUCGCCAGAAUGCAAUUUCACCUUCUAGUGGAUAUUUUUGACUACACGUAUAGAUCAAAAUAUCACUUUAAGCCCAAGAAACGUUCUCUUUACUAUUAA